GGUUGAAGUUGGACGACGGCUUUGAGCUUCCAGCAACGUCCCAAUGGCAAAUGGACAGCAGCAGAACAGUGAAAACGACAAGUCUGAACGCAAUGGAAUCAUAGGCAGAUCCUGGAAUGCAUUGUCUGACUUUGUCUCUCCUUUCUCGUCGUCUGCCUUGGCGUCACUGCCCAAGGAUACAGGGAGACCUGCACGCUACACACGCGAGGACCAUAUUCCGGAAACUACCCAGGAUGUCAGCGGAGAUCGACCGGCCAUACGCGACUACCAUGCAAUAACAUCUGUUCCUCCCGUAGUAAGGGUUCCCAAGAAAAUAGCAACCUCCAUCAAGGUGGAAGGAAAAGUCUGGUUUGCGAACGAAAGGACUUGGGUGUCGUGGCUUAACCUGUCUGUUCUCAUCGGUACCUUGGCCCUGGCGCUAUUCAACGCUUCCAAGGACUCAAUCGCUCGGAAUUUCGCAUAUAUUUACGCGCUGAUCAGUAUUGGGGUUUUGGUCUAUGGAUUCUUCCUAUAUCAAGCUCGCAUCACCAUGAUUCGGAAGCGUGAUCCUGGACAUUACGAUCAAAUCAUCGGGCCAGUUGUAAUAAGUGCCCUCCUUUUCUUUGCUGUUCUGGCCAACUUUGUCUUUAGAGUUCGCGAACUGCGGCAGCGGAAUGUUCCUAUUCCCGGGUUAGGCUUCUUGUUUGAUAAUUCAAGUAAUCAGUCCCAUGCGCUCUUUUGAGCUUCAAUGAAUAACUUUCAUGCGAUUCAACUUUCUGAAAUUGCAUGCGACUUUAGGGGUGUGGUAGUGAUAUACCAAGAUGGGGUAUUUUGUCAGCUGAGCUUAGUAUUGCAUUCUAUAUUCUAUUCCUAACAACAAAGGCCUUCUUCCUAUACAUGGCAAAAGACGUCCUAGUCCCCAUAAUACCUGUAUACUAUCAUUAU
Messenger RNA from Serpula lacrymans var. lacrymans S7.9, 924 nucleotides. RefSeq lists its product as uncharacterized. Gene Ontology annotation, cellular component: fungal-type vacuole membrane; vacuolar transporter chaperone complex. The coding region runs from base 44 to 721 and encodes 225 amino acids. The record is from RefSeq and is a predicted model, not a curated record. Lineage: Eukaryota; Fungi; Basidiomycota; Agaricomycetes; Boletales; Serpulaceae. The transcript is spliced from 6 exons.